AUGAUUCUUAUUCCGCAUCCUGGGAAUAAUCUAUAUCUAAUCGUUUGUGUAACAAUUAACACGGGCGUUACCAUUCAAAGCCUUCUCUGGGAAAUAUACCACGAUUCCUCGUUGCACAAUGUCGUGCUUGUGGUCGAUCCGACGACGAGUCUAGAACACCUUACCCAAUAUGAUGAUGAAACUGGAAUGUUAUUUGGCGUCAAACAGACACAUCUUGGUUCCGAGAGAACAGCACAUCUGGUGGACCCGGUCCUGGAGAAGCAGCCGAUCGCUUGGUGUGCAGGGUACACACCUCCAGAAAUGUUUUAA
Plasmopara halstedii is the source of this 309-nucleotide messenger RNA. RefSeq lists its product as uncharacterized. Lineage: Eukaryota; Oomycota; Peronosporomycetes; Peronosporales; Peronosporaceae. The transcript has a single exon. The record is from RefSeq and is a predicted model, not a curated record. The coding region runs from base 1 to 309 and encodes 102 amino acids.